This is a messenger RNA of Xenopus tropicalis (tropical clawed frog), 1335 nucleotides long. RefSeq names its product eukaryotic elongation factor 2 lysine methyltransferase (gene eef2kmt). The record is from RefSeq and is a predicted model, not a curated record. Lineage: Eukaryota; Metazoa; Chordata; Amphibia; Anura; Pipidae. The transcript has 8 exons. The coding region runs from base 172 to 1206 and encodes 344 amino acids.
GUAGAGGGCACACUAACAAAGCUUUAGGUUCGCUGCCAUAGCUAGCAACUAGAGGUGGAGCGGAACGGUCUCUGUAUUCCUAGGAGCAGUGUUUUGUGGCGGCCGCCCUAGGUCACAUCUGUUCCCCCACAUUCGGACAUAUAUACUGGGAUUUACACUUUGCAACUGUCUAUGAACACGGCCAUGGAGCCUGAGCCGGAAGCUCUCAGCAACACGUUUCAGCGCAGCUUCUUGGGUUGCCGGCGCCUCGCUUCCUUUCCGUGGCACGAUCUUGAUCAAGCAGUUAAGCAAGAUCCAUUACUGAUAUCACAAAUUUUGAAAAAGACUGCUCUGCACCCACUGUGCCAAAAAUACCCGCCAUCACCACAGUACAGAAGAUUGUUCCUGUCAGAAUUGAUCAAAAAGCAUGAAUCUUCAGGAGCUGAGCCUUUGGACGACUUAUAUGAUGCACUUGCCGAAGUCUUGAACUCUGAAGAAACCACUAGGUGCUACAAAAGUUACCUGUUGCCUUCAGGAGAAUCUGUUACCCUAUCUGAAAAUGUAGCAAUUAUUUCUGAAGGUACUACAGGACUGGUAACCUGGGAAGCAGCUUUGUCUCUAGCUGAGUGGUCCAUUAAAAAUAAAGAUAUAUUCAAAAAUAGAUCCAUUUUAGAACUAGGAAGUGGAAUUGGCCUGACUGGACUUGUCAUAUGUAAGAGCUGCUCUCCAAAGAAAUAUCAGUUUAGUGACUAUCACGACCGAGUUCUCCAGCAGCUGAGAGCAAAUAUUCACCUGAAUGGCUAUAACCUUGAGACAGAACAAGAUAAUCUGACAAAAGAGAAGAAUGCAAAAGAAUAUGGUGACGGGGCAAAUCCAGAAUGUGUUCAAGUGUCAGUUACUGAGCUUAACUGGGAUUUGGUUACAGAAGAGCAACUUUUGCAGCUUCAAGCUGAUGUAGUUAUUGCAUCAGAUGUUGUGUAUGACCCAGCAAUAAUCAUCUCCUUUUCUAAAGUUUUAAAAAAGCUUUUUAACUGUACUAAAGAUGGAAGGCACCUAGAUGUGUUUGUGGCUUCAACCAUUCGCAAUCCUGAGACAUAUGAUUUAUUCUAUACUACACUUGAUAAAUCUGGGCUGACGUGGCAAGUUAUACCUGAUCAUAAGACGACUAUUUUUCAAUACAAUACAAAUAGCAAUGUAGAGAUUCUGAAUAUAAGCUUAAAGGUGUAAUAAAGGUCAUAAGUUUUUCUUAUUUGCUUUCUUGUAACUGAGAUUUGGCUAAAUAUUCUCAUUAGCCACAGUUUAUAAGUAUACCUUCUAUUAUGUUGUUAUAAAAUGUGUUAUUAUAAAACAUGUAAA